AUGAGCGUUCCCCCAGCUCCAUCAUUCCUGUCUGGACUUUGGCUGUCUGUCAUCAGCCCCACGCAGCCAGAAGCUCCAGCUGUCAACAGUGCCGAGUGCGGGAUCGACUUGGCUAUGAUGAGCUCCGACAGCACAAGAGGUGAGUAUACGGUCAUUAAUGAAGCCUGCCCUGGAGCUGAAUGGAACAUCAUGUGCCGAGAGUGUUGUGAAUAUGAUCAGAUUGAGUGUGUCUGCCCUGGGAGGAAGGAAGUCGUGGGUUAUACCAUCCCCUGCUGUCGGAACGAGGAGAAUGAGUGUGACUCUUGUCUGAUCCACCCAGGUUGUACCAUCUUUGACAACUGCAAGACGUGCCGAAAUGGCUCAUGGGGAGGCACUCUGGAUGACUUUUACGUGAAGGGGAUCUACUGUGCUGAGUGCCGAGCGGGCUGGUAUGGAGGAGACUGCAUGCGUUGUGGCCAGGUUCUGCAAGCUCCAAAGGGCCAGAUUUUGUUGGAGAGUUACCCGCUAAAUGCUCAUUGCGAAUGGACCAUUCAUGCCAAACCUGGGUUUAACAUCCAACUAAGGUUUGUCAUGCUGAGCCUGGAGUUUGACUACAUGUGCCAGUAUGACUAUGUCGAGGUCCGUGAUGGGGACAACAGUGAUGGCCAGAUCAUCAAGCGUUUCUGUGGUAACGACCGGCCAGCUCCCAUCCAGAGCACGGGCCCCUCACUCCACGUCCUCUUCCAUUCGGAUGGCUCUAAGAACUUUGAUGGUUUCCAUGCUAUUUUUGAGGAGAUCACAGCACUCAGCAAGCAGAAACUGCAGGGUGUCCCUACCAAGAAGCCACUUCUUCCCUUUGGAGACCUGCCUGCCGGGUACCAACAUCUGCACACCCAGCUCCAGUACGAAUGCAUCUCUCCCUUCUACCGCCGCCUGGGCAGCAGUCGGAGGACCUGUCUGAAGACUGGGAAGUGGAGUGGGCGGGCUCCGUCUUGCAUCCCUAUCUGUGGGAAAAUUGAGAACAUCACUGCUUCCAAGACCCAGGGCACGCGCUGGCCAUGGCAAGCGGCCAUCUACAGGAGGACCAGCGGGGUGCACGGGGGCAGUCUGCACAAGGGUGCCUGGUUCCUGGUGUGCAGUGGUGCGUUGGUGAAUGAGCGCACGGUGGUAGUUGCUGCCCACUGUGUCACUGACCUGGGGAAAGUCACUGUGAUCAAGACAGCUGACCUCAAAGUUGUCCUGGGAAAAUUCUACAGGGAUGAUGACCGGGAUGAGAAGACAAUCCAGAAUUUGAGGAUUUCUGCUGUCAUUUUACAUCCCAACUAUGAUCCCAUCCUGCUGGACUCUGACAUGGCCAUCCUGAAACUCCUGGACAAGGCUCGCAUCAGCACCCGAGUGCAGCCCAUCUGCCUAGCAGCUACUCGUGACCUCACCACCUCCUUUCAGGAGUCCCACAUCACCGUGGCUGGCUGGAACAUCCUGGCUGAUGUGAGGACCCCCGGCUUCAAGAAUGACUCACUGCAUUCAGGGGUGGUCAGUGUGGUGGACUCACUGUUGUGUGAGGAGCAGCAUGAAGACCAUGGCAUCCCAGUGAGUGUCACAGAUAACAUGUUCUGUGCCAGCCAGGACCCCACCGCUCCUUCUGACAUCUGCCUGGCAGAGACAGGGGGCAUCGCAGCACUGUCCUUCCCGGGACGGGCAUCGCCUGAACCUCGCUGGCACCUGGUGGGACUGGUCAGCUGGAGUUAUGAUAAAACAUGCAGCCGUAGCCUCUACACAGCCUUCACCAAGGUGCUGCCUUUUAAAGACUGGAUCGAGCGAAACAUGAAAUGA
Messenger RNA from Chrysochloris asiatica (Cape golden mole), 1812 nucleotides. It is a transcript of the gene PAMR1, whose product is annotated as peptidase domain containing associated with muscle regeneration 1. NCBI's taxonomy places the organism in Eukaryota, Metazoa, Chordata, Mammalia, Afrosoricida, Chrysochloridae. Gene Ontology annotation, molecular function: serine-type endopeptidase activity. Bases 1 to 1812 code for a protein of 603 amino acids. The record is from RefSeq and is a predicted model, not a curated record. The transcript is spliced from 8 exons. Gene Ontology annotation, biological process: proteolysis.